ACUCACCCGCAGAUGUGCGUCCGCGCAACGCGCCUGUUCCGACUUUGGAGGUUCAAACGCAGCAAAAGGUUUAAAAUACUGAGGAGGCUGUGGCGGUAACAUGAAGGCUGUUAUAUUGCUUUUAUUACUGGCAUACAGGCCGUGCAAUAGUAGACCAGCAGACGAAGACUCCGUGGUUAGUGUGUAUACCACUCAAGGCACCACCAGUGGAACCCACCCACCUUUGGACGUCUACCAUCAGAUUGCUAACAAUAUCGCGGAGAGGAUAACAUCACCUAUUUACAGGUUUUUGGGAAUAGGUAAAAAUAAAACUGUCUCCUGGGCGACAACUAAAUCCUGGGGGAAGAUAGAAAUACUAGACGAUAGCUUUGAUGAGGUGACAAAAGCAAAUUAUCUUCCAGUAGAUAACGACAUAUCUAAAGAUAGAGAUGUAGAAGAGCUAUCAGUGGAAGCUCUAAGGAAGAGUGACAGGAAACCUGAAAAGAUUACACUGUACUCUAGUUACUUACCUGUUAAUAGUAACAUAGAGAAUCUUGGAAAUGAUACGACUAAUGAGAUAGAUAGUGAUGAUGAUGAUGACGACAGUUUUACGUUAGAUGACGUCACUGGUGAUAAUGAAGGGUCAAACGAGAAUUAUUUCUUUUACAUUCUAGAAUUGCUGGGGAGCUUUGCACAAUUAUUAUGGGGAGGAAUAACUGCUGUGUUUAAAUCGAGUGGUUCUAGUAAUGAUUCUUCAUGAGUUUUAGUUAUAUAUUUUUUUGUAUAGUAAAUAAACCAAAAUAUUUUAGUCAAACUAUGUAGAUAAAAUGUUAUAGUCAUUAGUCCAUUGGUGGUCAGUACUUAUUUUAUUAACGAUAGUUGCCUCUUUGUAACUGAAAAGUUUUUGUUUGUAAGGUAACAACAUGUUUAUUUAUUUUAUUUUCAUUAAAUUCGAUAUAAGUU
Messenger RNA from Diatraea saccharalis (sugarcane borer), 942 nucleotides. NCBI's taxonomy places the organism in Eukaryota, Metazoa, Arthropoda, Insecta, Lepidoptera, Crambidae. The record is from the annotation of a GenBank genome assembly.